Molecule: messenger RNA, 2175 nt
Organism: Scomber japonicus (chub mackerel)
Lineage: Eukaryota; Metazoa; Chordata; Actinopteri; Scombriformes; Scombridae
Gene: nkpd1
Product: NTPase, KAP family P-loop domain containing 1
Exons: 4
Coding region: 1-2175 (724 amino acids)
Source: RefSeq, a predicted model, not a curated record
AUGUUUUCUUUUCUAAAUCUGCUUUCAGAUAAUAGUUAUGCAUAUGCCCUGUCCAAAACACUGACAAAGGUUUCAUCACCUGCGACUGUAGGACUCUACUCGUCAUGUCAGGAUCGACUUAACAUGAUCCUUAAACAAAUGGAAGUGUACAUGGAGAAAGAGGCUUUGGAGAUUGAGCAAAAUUACAAAAGAACACCAAGGCCUCGCUCAGUUACGCCUUCAUUUACUGGCUUCCUAGCACUCAUUGGCCGACUCCUCUUCUACAAUCCCAUUUGGACUCAAGAGAACUUGAACCACCAUAACAUCAGGUUCAUUUAUGUGCAUUUUAGUGCCUGGCAUUUUGCAGGCAGUGAUCUACUGUGGGCCGGGCUGGUCUUACGCUUGUUUCAUGCCAUGCGGAUUAACUUUGGGAUAUUACAGAUGGUGCUGUACCGUGUGGCUCAAUAUGAUGAAGAGAAUGAAAUCAAAAAGAAGAUUGUGGAAGAUGGUCCUAAGAAUUGGAGGUCCAAGAAGAUUUGCUGCUGCCCUCUGUGGCUUCUCCUCCUGUGCAUUCUUGUGGUUCCAGUAAUCAUACUAGUAUCCUGGCUGAUAUUUGGUUUUCCCAAACCUGAGGUGGCACAAAACGGGACAGUUAAUGGAACAACAGGCGAGGUGGGUUUUGUGGAAGGACUGGUCAUUGCUGCAUUGGGAGUCCCUGCGGCAAGUGCGUUGAGGUGUAUUUUUCUGAUGACUAAGAACUUAAUCUUCAGUCAGGAUCUGAACAUCAGGAGGGGGAUGGACAAUGAACGGGUCAGUAAACAGCUGGGCUUCAUGAACGAAGUUAGGAAGGAAAUGUGGUUCCUGUGUCGCUUCAUUCAGUUUAUGGAGGUCUUUGAGGGGAGAAGGAUCAGAGUUGUGCUGAAGAUCACCAAUCUUGACCACUGCACCCCCAAGAAAAUUGUUGGAGUUUUAGAUGCUGUCAACAUUCUGCUUUCAGAUGAGGAAAGUCCAUUCAUUUCCAUUCUGGCCGUCAACCCAGAAGUUAUCAUAGAGAAGGUGAACUUUGCAGAUGGCUGCUUUUGUAAAGAGGACAGAGCUUACGCAUUCUUGAAACGCAUCAUUACUCUGGCAUUCACAGUCCCACCACUGUGCAAUGUUUCAAAGCGCAUCUUAUUUUGCAAACUGACCAGCAAUUCAAAAAUCCUUGAGGACAAAAACAUUAUGGGCCAUAAAAGUAGUUCUUCCUCAGAUUUACCUUCAGUGGAGAAGGGAUCAAAGACACAUGAGUCACAUCCACUGUUGGAUAAAACACUGCAGGUAAAGGAUGAGGAAGUGGAGAUACUGGUAAAGAACAUCCUGAACAGGAAUGAAAGAAGGCUAAACAAGUACAUGUUAGAUGACGUUAUGUCAAUGAGGAGAGUGAUCAACUCCAUUCGAGUGACUGUGAUAAUCAUGAAAGUCUUGAAGAUAGAAGACCCUGCUCAAUCAGAUAAGGUUGCACCAUGGGUUGUCUUGGCUAAUCAGUGGCCCUGCCGACUUAGCUGGAUCAUCCAGUGUGUGGAAGAUGCUCAGCAGAGAGCAGAUAUUGAGAAAGCGGCUAUCACUGAUGAUUCAAAGACCUUAUGGCAAGUCUUCAGCGAGUCCAGAGCAGAGCUAUAUGUGAUGAGUGCACAGAUUGAGGAACUCCUCGAGCACGACGGAGAUCCUGAGAUUUUUGAGAAAUUUCUCACAGUAGAUUUCCAGUUCAGCAUAAAGGACUUGAAGAUUUUAGAAGUGGCAACAGUGAAUCUUGAUCCUACAAUUAGGAAGGAGUUGGCCCAACUCAGAGGGACAUCCAGAUUGAAAGAUUCCGGUUGGAUGAGGAACCUAGCUCCACUGCCAAUCGCAACUAUAAUCAACAUGGAUACAGAGGAUGUAUGUAAUGAGUUGGAGAGAAUGAAAUACCCCAGGAAGUAUAUUGACAUUGUGAAAAGCAAUAACCUCAACGGCUCUGCGCUAGUCUUUGGUGAUGCAGAAGAACUCAAAGACCUCCUAGGUAUGAACUUUGGUGAAUGGGCAACUUUCAGACUGCACUUCCUGGGUUUGCCAUCACAUCUUCGACAACAACACAAGAACAUGCUGUCAAUGCCUUCUCACUCUCAGAGCCAGCUGCCUAAUUUACAUCCAUCAACACUCAUCGGACCUAAGUCUGGUUAA